This is a messenger RNA of Cooperia oncophora, 750 nucleotides long. Lineage: Eukaryota; Metazoa; Nematoda; Chromadorea; Rhabditida; Trichostrongylidae. The record is from the annotation of a GenBank genome assembly.
AUGCCUGAGACCGUGUUUUCCAGCGAAACUGCAAAAACCCAAGCCAUAGAGAUUUUGGAAAUUCUUGAAAACCUUUACCGUGCGAUCGAAAUGUACGAAGAUUUCUCUAGUGCAGAAUCGUUCAAGUAUUUGAACGAACAAAUGGCUCUCCGGAAGGGCUCGUUAACCAACUUUUCACAGGAGCAAUGGUUAAAGUACUCCGCAAGGCUGAGUGCUUGUCAAACACCCGACAAUGUUCUUAUCUCGGAACUUGUUAAGCAUAUACGCAAUAAUAGCGGCAAAGACUCGCGAACCAUAGUGUUUAUUCGAACACGAAGAGGAGCCUCUGUGCUAGCUGAAAUGCUCAAUAAGCAUCCCCUCGUGAAUGCAGACGGGAUUCGAGUAGAAUGCAUCGCAGGUCUGAAUAGGGGGACAUUUGAGACGACGACAAAACGCGAGCAGCUGGAGAAAUUGCGGAGGUUUCGGAAAGGCGAAACUCGUGUACUUGUGGCGACAUCGGUGGCUGAUGAAGGACUAGAUGUUGCGGAAUGCAAUCUUGUCGUCAAGUACAACUGCGCCACAAAUGAGAUUGCGCACGUGCAGCGAAGAGGACGUGGCCGAGCGGAAAAUUCAAGGAGCAUUCUAAUCACUCAAAAUAGGAGGUUGGUAGAACAAGAGGAGGGGAACGUAGCGAAGGAACGUUUAAUCAACCACGUUCUUAGAGCAAUUCAAGAAAACAAAAUUAAUCUUGAAGCUCGUGUAAGUGGCUAA